GAGCCGGUCUUUAAUCUUCUAGAAAACUUGGACUGUCGAUCUACCUACAUCUGAAAUUAUGGCUACAUCUGCAUGGUCUCCAGAAGCCUUUGCUUGCCCGAUAUGUUUGGAAAUACUGAAAGACCCCGCUACACUUCCAUGUGGACAUACCUACUGUCUCCUCUGCAUCCAGAAGCACUGGGAUCAGACAGCAACUAAAGACUCCUAUGAAUGUCCUCAAUGCAGACAACAUUUUAAACCAAGGCCCAACCUGGCCAGAAGCAACGUUCUCAUGGAGGCUAUAGAGAAACUGAGAUUGAGUGAACAGGAUGGGCCAAACUCUUCUUUGUAUCAGUCUAUCACCUCAUCUCCAGCUAUGCAGCCCUCUACUGAUUUAGCAGGAUCUUCUGAGAUUCCUGCAUCCCAGAGUGGCCUGUAUCCCGCUCUCCCCUCGAGCUCACCGCAGCUGUGUCCGUUGCAUCAGCAGGUGUUGGAGCUUUACUGCUGCGAUGAUAAAGAUUGCAUUUGUGAUGAGUGUAGCCUGCUUGGACAUAAAGGUCAUCAGGUGGUCCGUCCAGAUGAAGAAAGACAAAAGAUUCAGCAAGAGCUGAUACAGGUGAAUGCUCAGGUACACAGGAGCAUUGCAGAAAGAGAGAACGUCAUUAAAAGACUUCCCCACGUCUCUCAGGAACACAAGAGCUCAGUGCAGAAGCUGAUGAUGGACAGUCAGAUGAUCUUUGCUGAUAUUUUGAGGAGCAUUGAGCUCAGCCGCUCUCAGGUGCUUGAGCUUCUUCAGGCACAUGAGAGUUCUUCCUGUUGCCACAUAGAGGCCCAAAGCUGCAAACUACAACAAGAGAUCAUCCAACUACACAAAAAACAAGAAGAACUUAAGAAACUAGAUGACAUUCAGGAUCCCAUUAGUUUUUUCAAUACGUUCAGAGCUGUGGAUUCUAUGGAGCAGACUGAAAUGUUUAUGCCAGAGUCUGUGGUACCUGGGGUCAAAUCCGCUUUGGAGUCAUUCAGACAGGAGUUGGAUAAUCUCACCAAAACCAACCUGGCUAAUAUCUUUAGAGUUGUGAAUGAUGCAGCUGCAUUGGCACAAACAUCCAUUAAGGCGCAUGAUGGUGUCAUUUCCAACUCGCAGAUGCCCUCACAAAACCCAGCUACACAAGUAAAGUCUGACUGUCCUAAAGCAGAUGUUAAACCCAAAGUCAAAGCUUCCUCUCUGGCAACACGAGAACAUUGCAAAGAGCAGGGUAGUUCAUCUGUGAAUCCAGUGGAGGGAUCGGUGUCCUGUUGUCUGUCUAAUCCAGCACCUAAAACCAGAGAGGAAAUGCUGAAAUACCGAAUUGAGCCUACACUAGAUUACAACACUGCUUUCCGUCAAAUUCGUUUGUCUGAUGGAUAUCGCAAAGCAACACUGUGUGCAGAGAACCAGAAUUACCCUGAGCAUCAUGAGCGCUUCACCUUCUGGAGGCAGGUCAUGUGUGUGGAGGCGCUGGCUGGAAGUCCGUACUACUGGGAAGUGGAGUGGACUGGACAGAGGGUGACCAUCGGUGUGGCGUAUAAAGACAUGGCACGCUCCGCAGCCAAUGACAGCACCAGACUGGGUCACAACACACAGUCCUGGAGUCUGUACUGGUCUGGCAAAGCAUUCUCUUUGUGGCAUGCUGGGAAAGAAACUGCACUGGCAGGUCCAAAAGCCAGACGCAUUGGGGUGUACCUGGACCAGCAGACGGGUGUACUGGCAUUUUACAGAGUCUCCCAUAAUCAGGCCCAGGAAAUAUGUUGUGUUCAUACACAUUUUGAUGGACCGCUCUUCCCCAGUUUCCGCUUUUGGUCUGGAGUCGGUUCAUCCAUCACUAUCUGUAAGCUCCACUAAAGACAUUUGAAUGAUUGUCAGAAGUCCACCUCUGGAAGUUAAAUUCAGACAGGGAAAAAUAACUGAAGAUAACCUAAGUAAAGAUACAUGAAGAAUAUCAGCUGUUGAGAAUACACUUCUAUUGUAAUCUAAAAUAAUUAUUAUAUCCAGUAAUAUCUCACGCCAUGUUAAUGAUUAGCAUUCUGUAUACUUCUCAUUACAAUGUUUCACUUUUUUAUAACAAUUUAAAAAACUUCUGUGUGUAUAUAUAGUAAUAAAAUCGUGUGCUUUGCAUUUAGUAUUUUAAGUUUUACUGUAAGAGGCAAUAUUUGCCCCCUGGAUUUCAUUUUCAUGAGCAGUUCACCUUUUAUGAGGGCAUGUUCUUGUUCUGACUGUUUAAUACAUAAACUUUGUCUCAUCCAUUCAUCAUAUGUUCAUUUAAUCAGUUCAUUCAUAUAAAGAUUCUCAAUGUUGAGAAUUUAUUACCUCUUACGCUAAGAAUUAAAUCAACUCAUUUAUGCCAUAAUAGGUAUAACUAGGCAUAUCAAAGAAUAUUAAGAAAUAUAUAAGAUGUUACACAUAAAAAAACAGAAGACAUUGUCCCCGCAUUUUUAAUUUUGGGGCUUUUUUUUUCUUUCUUUUUUUUAAGGAGGGGAGUGUAGUUUUCUUUCACAAAAGAUACAAAUGGAUGAGAAGGUACUAAAAGAAAUCUCCCAUAAAUUCACUAUUUGACCAGACCAAGCAAAUACAGGUGGACACAAGUUGUCAUGAAUGACUCCUAAAACUAAAGCCCAAAGUAUUUACCUUAUUUGCAACGCGGUUCCAUUUCCGGCAAAACCACAGGAUGAACAGCAGAAUUAUAUGCUAAUGUAGGACCAUUUUCUAACAUCUGCAUUGAAAGUAAAUCUUUCACUUGUUGCUGUGUGUUGUAUCGAAGAGACUAUAAUAAAAAAAAAUGUGUCUUUACCGA
Molecule: messenger RNA, 2810 nt
Organism: Myxocyprinus asiaticus (Chinese sucker)
Lineage: Eukaryota; Metazoa; Chordata; Actinopteri; Cypriniformes; Catostomidae
Gene: ftr86
Product: finTRIM family, member 86
Exons: 9
Coding region: 59-1861 (600 amino acids)
Molecular function (GO): zinc ion binding; protein binding
Source: RefSeq, a predicted model, not a curated record